UGCGCUGCCGCACGUCCGCGGAGUCCCCGCUGCUCUUCGGCGCCGUGGCUGCGGCCUCGCCGGAGCCGGAGCCCCGCGGCAGGUCGCAGGUAGCACACGGGCCACAAGAAGAAUCCAAAUACAACUGAAGACCAUGGCAACACACUGGAGAAGAAUCCUGACGGCAUUUGUGACAGCUCAAGUACUAUUUGUGGUAAAUGCCUUUGAGGAAGAGGACGUACCGGAGGAAUGGAUUCUUCUUCAUGUUGUCCAAGGUCAGAUUGGAGCAGGAAACUACAGCUAUUUGAGACUAAAUCACGAGGGAAAGAUUGUUCUUCAGAUGCGGAGUUUAAAAGGUGACGCAGACUUGUACGUGUCUGAUGUGACACUUCACCCCAGCUUCGACGAGUACGAGUUACAGUCCGUAACUUGUGGUCAGGACGUCGUCCACGUGCCCGCGCACUUCCGCCGCCCUGUGGGAAUAGGGAUUUAUGGCCAUCCCUCUCACCUGGAGAGCGAGUUUGAAAUGAAGGUGUACUACGAUCGAACAGUUGUGCAGUACCCGUUUGGGGAGGCUUCUUAUAACCCUGAGGAGAUGGAGGCACACCAGAAAUAUUCACAGUCUACAGAAGAUGAAUCUCAGGAUGAGGAGUCUGUUUUCUGGACUAUACUUAUUGGAAUCUUGAAAUUAAUACUUGAAAUCCUUUUUUAAAAUUGACACACACUGGACUUAAGUUACACUUCAUCCUGUGAAAUUGGUAUGAAUGACUCACUGUAAUAUUUAAUACUUGCUAUGUUUCCUGAAGAUAUAUUCAGGUUACAUUUCCUAAACCAGAAAGGAAGUGGG
This is a messenger RNA of Catharus ustulatus (Swainson's thrush), 826 nucleotides long. RefSeq names its product chromosome 3 C6orf120 homolog (gene C3H6orf120). The transcript has 2 exons. Bases 134 to 691 code for a protein of 185 amino acids. The record is from RefSeq and is a predicted model, not a curated record. NCBI's taxonomy places the organism in Eukaryota, Metazoa, Chordata, Aves, Passeriformes, Turdidae.